This is a messenger RNA of Apis dorsata (giant honeybee), 821 nucleotides long. RefSeq lists its product as uncharacterized. The record is from RefSeq and is a predicted model, not a curated record. NCBI's taxonomy places the organism in Eukaryota, Metazoa, Arthropoda, Insecta, Hymenoptera, Apidae. The transcript is spliced from 3 exons. The annotation marks the transcript as partial.
AUAAAAUAGACAGCUUUCUAAAGUUCUUUUUCCUUUUAAUCACACUUAAUAUUCUCUGUAAAAUUAUAUAGGAAUAAUAUAUGAUCCAAGGAUAUAGCUUCAAAAGGAAUUCAUUAAAUGAUGAUUUGCAUGUAUCUAUACAUGCUUUAGCAUGGGAUCAGAACAUAGAGCUCUAUAAAGAAAAUAUAUCAUUACAUUCUUAAUAAUUUAGGAUAAUAAUUAAACAUGUUAAAUUUAUAAUAUCUCUUUUAAAAGUAGUUGUUCCAUAAUGAUGGAAUGAAUCCUACAGAUAAAAUCUAAGUUGUGUACAAACAUAAUUUUUCAGUUCAUAAAUUACAUUGUUUAUUUAAAAUGUAUUUGUUGCAAUGAAUUAAAUGUCUAAUCAAAAUACAAUGAAUAUUAGAAAUUAUGUUUUCAUAAAUCAAUUAGUACUAAAAUUUGUUGGAUUUUAUCCAAUAAGUAUUAUAAGAUAUGUUAUAUGCAUUAGUUGCAUUAUGUUUAUUGUUAUACCACAAAUAAUAAUGAUUUAUAUAAAUUGGAAUGAUUUAAAUAUUGUUAUGGAAACAGGUUCAACUUUAUUGACAAUUUUACUUGCUGCAUUGAAAUCAAUAGUUUGGAUAUUUAAUAGAAAAAAUUUGGAAUUUUUUAUUGAAUUUAUGCUGACAGAUUAUUGGAAAAUAAUUGAAACUAAUGUUUUUGAAUAUUUACAAGAAUAUGCAAUAUAUGCUAAGAACAUUACCAAAGGUUAUUUCAUUUCAAUGUGUAAUGCCUUAUUAUUUUUCUUUAGUUUACCUAUUAUUGAAAUAUUAACUAAAAAUGAA